GCCUUUGCGUCUCCUGCAGAAAAGAGGAGAGCAGCGCAGAGAGAUCAGAUCACGCGACGAGAUGGCCUCCUCCUCCUCCUCAUCGGCGGCUGCGGCGGCGGUUGGGCGCGCGGUGGAGGAGGUGCGGUCGGCGCUCAACGAGCACGCCGACGUGGUGGCGGAGCUCUUCGGCCGCGUCUCCACCGAGCUCCGCGGCGGGUUCGCCCCCGCCGUCGACACCUUCAUCGGCUUCUUCCACGCCGUCGACUGGAAGGAACCUUGGUUGAUUGGUAUGAUAAGUUUCCAUCUUAUUCUGCUGCUGGUAACCAUCAUAUCCAGGAGGAACAUCAAUUUCCAACUUAUGUUGUCAGCCUUGACAUUUUCUGGUGUAUUUCUUGCCGAGAAAUUAAACGCAUUCUUAGGACAAAACUGGAAGAGCUUCUCAAGCCAGAACUACUUUGAUCCCCAAGGUCUCUUCAUCUCGGUCAUGUGGUCUGGUCCCCUGCUUGUGAUUACAAUACUUAUUCUGGUGAACACCCUUGUGACGCUCUGCAUGCUGAUGGUAAGGUGGAAAAGGGCUGAGCUCAAGCACCGUGCUCGUGAGGCCCGUAGCAAGCAGGAGUGAUGUUGCCCUACCCUUGAACCCGCUGAUCUGUUGUGCGGUAGGAAAUUAAGCUGCUGAUCUAACAGAGAAGUUUGAUUGGAACAGUAAAGUAAAAGAUUAAUUAGCAUUGGGACUAAAGUGUAUGGAGGUGCUAGCCACUGUUCACCAAAUUAAGAGAUUUAUUUGUGUAGAGGGAGCCCUGAACAUUUCUGUAGUCUUGGUACCGAAGAGUACAUGCAUGCUCUGUCAUCUGAA
This is a messenger RNA of Lolium perenne, 838 nucleotides long. RefSeq lists its product as uncharacterized. Gene Ontology annotation, cellular component: nuclear membrane. The record is from RefSeq and is a predicted model, not a curated record. Lineage: Eukaryota; Viridiplantae; Streptophyta; Magnoliopsida; Poales; Poaceae.